Trichoderma gamsii is the source of this 510-nucleotide messenger RNA. RefSeq lists its product as hypothetical. Bases 1 to 510 code for a protein of 169 amino acids. The record is from RefSeq and is a predicted model, not a curated record. NCBI's taxonomy places the organism in Eukaryota, Fungi, Ascomycota, Sordariomycetes, Hypocreales, Hypocreaceae. The transcript is spliced from 3 exons.
AUGCCCGAUGCGGUGACGCACUCUUCUUCUCCCGUCAUGGAUGCUAGCAGACACGACGACGUGGAGAAGGCGGCGUCUUCCGACUCCACGCUCAAGGGAGUUGUGAUGACUUGGCAGUUGAAGGCUCUCCUGGCUGGAAGAACACCGCUACCCAGUUCGAGACCGAAACGAAAGUCAGAUGAGAUGGAGAGCCCCGAGUCUAGUGAUCAUCCGGACAGCUCUACAUUGGACGAUUCCCCGAGUGCCAAAUGUGUCGAUGGCUCUCACAACAAAGACGACAAAGAGACUACAACGGUCAGCCAUGUUGCUAAGAAAUCAAAAAUGAACAGCCCCAAGACCGCAAGGAAGCAAUGGAGUGAACAUGAGAUCCGCCGUGUGAUUGUCCUGCGCAGAAAGCAAAUCCCUUGGGAACAGAUACUUGAGCAUUUUCCAACUCGAACACUCGUAGGCAUUCGCCAGAUAUUCUGGAAGUACAACGCGGGCUACACCUUUCCUUGGAAAAAGUUGUAG